This is a messenger RNA of Monoraphidium neglectum, 1533 nucleotides long. RefSeq names its product DNA excision repair protein ERCC-6. The record is from RefSeq and is a predicted model, not a curated record. Gene Ontology annotation, biological process: transcription-coupled nucleotide-excision repair. The transcript is spliced from 4 exons. Gene Ontology annotation, cellular component: nucleus. Gene Ontology annotation, molecular function: ATP-dependent chromatin remodeler activity; ATP binding. Lineage: Eukaryota; Viridiplantae; Chlorophyta; Chlorophyceae; Sphaeropleales; Selenastraceae. The coding region runs from base 1 to 1533 and encodes 510 amino acids.
AUGGAGGACGGGGUUGAGCCGGAUGAUUUUCUGGCUCAAUUGGGUGUCGCCCAGGUGUCUGCAGAGCACCUGGAGCGCGAGGUGUUGAAUCAGGGCGCCGCAGCGUCCACUGGCGUGAACUCUGCUGCGGGAGGCAAUGCUGCGGAUGCUGGGACGGCGCCGCUGCUAGCGCAGCUGCGCGCCAUUGACCGGGAGCUGUGGGAGCUGCAGCGCGUGGCAGCGGCCCGCGAGGCCGUGGCGGAUGAUGGCGGGAGCGGCGAAGCGGUUGCACCCACGGAGGAGGAGCGCCCGCAGCAGCAGCACCCGUCAGACGGCGCCCUCCGGCCCCUCGAGCUGGCCGUGAUGUCCGCGCGAGUCUCGCAGCUGCAGCAGCAGCGCUCCGCGCUGGCACAGCAGGCCGCCACGGCUGGGCUUGAGGCGCCCGGCUUGGAGGAGCAGCAGCGGCGGUUUGAGGAAGAGCGGGAGCUCCAGCUGCAGCGGGCGCAGGGCGCAAAAGGCGGCGGCAGGAAGCGGCAACGGGGCGCCGGCGCCGCAAGCGACGCUGGCGGCGGUGGCGGGGGCGGGGAUGCCCCGAUGGCUGGCGGCGGCUUGGUGGAGACGGAGAGGGACCGGCUCAUCCGCCUGGGGGUGCUCACACCGUUUGAUCGCCUUGACGGCUUCGAGCGCCGCGUCCGGUCGGCGCCCGCGCCGCCGCCGGCGGCAGCGGCAGCGGGGGCGCCCGCGCCGCCGCCACAUGCAGCAGCGACGACGGCGGCGGUCGCACAGCGGCGGGCAGAGGCUGUUGCCAUCGGGCGGCCGCCGCGGGCGCCGGGGACGCCAGCGGCGGCGGGGCAACAGCGAGGGCCAGCGGAGGUGGACCGGGAAUUUGCAGCACUCCUGCAGGGCCACGGCGACGGUGGCGGCGACGCAGGGCUGGAGGAUGGCGGCGGCAACGAGGCAGCGGGCGAGGGGGCCGCAGGCGGCAACGUGGCGCGGCUCAUGGCCAAGGCGGCGAGCGAGUCGGCGGCGCUGAGCGGCAGGGGCAGCGCGUCGGCCGAGGGCGGGUCCGACGAGGACUCGGAGGUUGCGGAGGCCGAGGCGGCCGCGGAGGAGGCAGAGGGGGCGGAGUUUGAUGACGUGGACGAGGGCGCCUUCAGGGCGCGGCUGGACCGCUGGGAGGCGAUGCGGGGCGGCAGCAGCGGCAGCGGCGGCGGCGGUGGCGGGCGGCGCACGGGGUCGGCGGCAAAUGGCGAUAAAGCGCCCAGGCAGGGGCAGGGCCCGAGGCGGGAGGAGCAGCAGCAGCAGCCGGGGCAGCGGGAGGGUGGCAACGGCGGCAGUGAUGGUGAGGAGGAGGAGGACGCCGUGUUUGACGGCGGCUUCCGCGUCCCCGGGUGGCUGUGGUCGCGCCUGUUUGACUACCAGAGGACGGCGGUCAAGUGGCUGUGGGAGCUGCACACCCAGAGGGCCGGGGGCAUCCUGGGGGACGAGAUGGGGCUGGGCAAGACCAUCCAGGUGGGGGGCGGGGUUGGUGUCGUCGAAGACAGCAUGGAGUAG